GUUCUAAUCCGAGGUUAGACGAAGAGGGCCGAGAUAAUGCGAAUGAGAUCAACUUUUUCUUUUGAUAUCGAAAGUAGGAAUUCUAAGGUUAUUUUAUAGUGAUCAUCCGUUUCUCAAUUCAACAAUAAUUUGUGUUAUUUGAGACAGACUGUAUGAAAUAAAAGAAUUUAAUGAACGAUAUCGCAUGGAGAAUGUCAUUAUUCGUUAACUCUUCACAAUUGAGUUAAGAACAACUUGCUGCAAUAUUUGUUAUCAUUUAUACCACACCGUCACGUGAUGUCACGAUUACUGAAGAUAUUGUUAGUUUGUAUUUGUGUAGCAGCUAACAAUAGUCUAGUACAAGGCUGCCUGAGAUCUGGACCAUCUGAUGAAGAUUUCAGGGCCUUACGAGAAGAAGUCCGAUCCGUAAAGAGAGAACUUCAUCACCUAGAGAACAAGCACGAAAAUUUUGUGUCCGAGUCAAGAGGUCGAAAGUCUAAUACAGAGGCAACUGUAAACAAUGCGGAAUCAAUAAUUAGACGCUUGGAUGAACUUGAGGUAAAACAAAGUGAAUUAGAACAAAAUACAAAAGCUGCUAAUGCUACAAAACAACUUAUUAAGAAAACUGUGGAUAACUUGGAGAAGCAAAUCAAUGAUAAAAUAAAAACUUUGCAUAAUGUGUUAGCUGAGUUGGAAGAAAAAUUAAAAAAAGGCCAUGGUGCGCUAGAAGGUUCCAUGCAGAACAUAGAGACCUCUACAAAAAAGAAAUUUGAAGAAAUUCGCAAAGUCCUCAAGGAAAACGGAGAAACUGCUGAAGAAAAACAUGUUUUUAUUUUAGAUUCACUUGAUAAAUUAAAUAGUGCUGUUAACUCUGAUUUGAAAACGAAGGUUGCUGAUUUUGAUAUGCACAUAACUUCAAUACGAACCUCAAAAGACGAGGCAGAUAAACUUUUAGAAGAACUGCAAACAGUUGUCGAAAAGAUUCGUCCAAACACAUUCAAUAAAGACAGUGCAGUAAAGGCGUUUUUGGUCGUUGUCGUGUUUGUUUUGAUCCUGGCAUUCUGGGUAUUCAAAUUACAGCAAAGUGUGACAGAACUAAAGAAGUACCCUUAGUCAUCAACAUAGACAUUUUAAGACAUUUGUUUCUAAAUGUAAAUUAAUAUUUAUAUUCAUACAUAGAUUAGCACUAUACACUUUAUUUUAUUUAUA
Molecule: messenger RNA, 1188 nt
Organism: Ruditapes philippinarum (Manila clam)
Lineage: Eukaryota; Metazoa; Mollusca; Bivalvia; Venerida; Veneridae
Exons: 4
Coding region: 277-1092 (271 amino acids)
Source: RefSeq, a predicted model, not a curated record